UUUGUUGUUUAGUUGUUAUUUUCCUUUUUCGUAGCCUGUACAAUGUACACAACAUACUCUUCCAUUUGACCUCUGAAUGUUUAUAAUGGUGAAAUAAAUGCGUACCAAUUCUGGUUGCGCAAAUGAUAUAGAGUUCAAUAACUUAUAUUUGGAUAAAUACAAAUCUAUUGAACAUAUCAUUUUGAUGUGUACUUCUUUAAUCUAGAUAGGAGGCGUGGAAAUGUGGUCGUUGGCUUUCGCCUUCCCACUUCAUCGGAGUCGGGGGUUUACAUUCCAUGUGAGAUUAACAUAGAGCUGCACUUGUCACAUUGUAGCAUACAUUUUCGCUGGUAAUAAUAUGAACUCUUAAAUACCGGCCUAGAUAUCUUACUUCGUUCAAUGACACGAUACAAAGCAGUUUUGCGGUUAACCAAAACCUACAAGCACCCCUUGUAAAUGGUGCAUUCCACAUGUGGAAGUCCAAAACAAAAAUGGCAAUGAGCUCGAACCUAACCAACGUUCAACUGCUAACACCGAAACUGAAACCUAACCCCGGUGUGUCUGACACUGAUCCUUGUAAAGCUUCGUAACACGAACCGAGCCCCCUCGGCGUCACUCAGGCAUGGCACUUCAAAUAUCAGCUCUAUUUUCAUAUAUGAGAGCCUCACGGUGCACUACUCUGUCCCGUGUCCGUGCUGACUUCCAGGCAGCCGGUGUCAGGUUUAAACACGGUGUAACUCCUGGAAGCCCCCCAGGUCCUGCUCGCGGCCAUAUUAACGCUGCUCUCCGAGCUGAAAAGUUUUCCACCACACCGACAAACGCAGCAAUUUGGAGGUCCAGCCAGGUAAAGGCUUCCUCCUCACCCCGAGGCUGGCUGGGGAAGGUAGCCCUCGGUGCCACCCUGGGAGUAAGCACAUUUGCUCUGGUCCACUCUCUCCACACCGGAACAGUCACCGCCAUGGCCCGCAAACUUAACCUGAACUCCGCUGAUGGAGACUGGAAGGAGACCAAGGACUACUUGCUGUCUCUGUCUGUGACGGACAGGCGUCAGCACUACAGGACAUCUGACUUUGUGCCACUGCACGACAUCGCAGUGUGGACUCCCACUGCAGGCGGUUCUGAAAAAACAGUUUACCCGAGGAAUAAAAAGUUGGACAAGAAGAUUUCCCUCUACAGUGGGGACAUCACCAAGCUGGAGAUAGAUGCGAUUGUUAAUGCAGCCAACAAGACUCUGCUCGGAGGAGGUGGAGUGGACGGGGCGAUCCACCGCGCUGCAGGGCCAAUGCUGAAACAGGAGUGUGCGUCUCUUCACGGCUGCGAGACCGGAGAGGCCAAGAUCACGUGUGGCUACGGCCUUCCAGCAAAGUAUGUGAUCCACACAGUGGGGCCGGUCGCUCAGGGAGGAGUGGGAGACGAGGAGAAGAAAGCGUUGAGGUCGUGCUACAAGAACAGCCUGAACGCAGCCGCCAAAAACAACGCACGCUCUGUGGCGUUCCCCUGCAUCUCCACAGGAGUCUACGGAUAUCCACCUGAGCAGGCUGUGCACGAAGCGUUAGCAACUGUGAGGGAGUAUCUGGAUGAACAUCACGACAAGCUGGACAGAGUCAUCUUCUGUGUGUUCUGCCUA
Molecule: messenger RNA, 1606 nt
Organism: Notothenia coriiceps (black rockcod)
Lineage: Eukaryota; Metazoa; Chordata; Actinopteri; Perciformes; Nototheniidae
Gene: macrod1
Product: mono-ADP ribosylhydrolase 1
Exons: 9
Biological process (GO): DNA damage response; peptidyl-glutamate ADP-deribosylation; purine nucleoside metabolic process
Cellular component (GO): nucleoplasm
Molecular function (GO): ADP-ribosylglutamate-[protein] hydrolase activity
Source: RefSeq, a predicted model, not a curated record